Olea europaea var. sylvestris is the source of this 2057-nucleotide messenger RNA. RefSeq names its product U-box domain-containing protein 4-like. Lineage: Eukaryota; Viridiplantae; Streptophyta; Magnoliopsida; Lamiales; Oleaceae. Gene Ontology annotation, cellular component: cytoplasm; nucleus. Bases 340 to 1722 code for a protein of 460 amino acids. The record is from RefSeq and is a predicted model, not a curated record. Gene Ontology annotation, molecular function: protein binding. The transcript is spliced from 2 exons.
UUUCAACAAAUUUAGUAAGUCCCAAACACAACUUUUGCGGAAUCCCUGUUUCUCCUUUCAACCUAACAUGAGAAAUUGAUUUCUCCUUCCGUUUUCCUCAGAAGUGCAAGUCGCAUGGCCAUUGCCCACUCAAAACUCCAAUGGGUCCAUUCAGUUUAGUGCGUCCCACAGUUGAUAAACCAUCUCCAGUCAUUCAAUCCACAUACAGUUAAGUUAUAAAAAUCCUUCAUUUCUCAAAUUUGAUAACAAGCCAUGAAAAUUGCUUGAAAACCUUCAAGAAUUUCACCGACUGCUCAAAUAUAAGGCUUAGUUUGUUGUGGGUUUUAACUUUUACCAGUCAUGGUUUCUUCAGAAGAUUCACGCUCUCAUUCACACUCCAAUCCCAACAGUACUAUUCACAUUCCCCGAACACAGCCUUAUUACAACACUCCGCCGCCGUCCUUCGCCAGUAUCAGCCGCUCGAUGGGCCGCUUCAUGCGUACUGUACGUUCAAAGCACUUUCAGACUGAUCUUUCUGCUCCCAUCUACGAUCAAUCAUCCAACAUUUCUGAAAACCUAACCGACACGGUUAUAGACGUUCGCCUCGGGGACCUUGCCAUUAAAUCGCCUGUUAAUUCGAAAGCUUCGUCUUCUUCGAAAAUCGACGAGUUUUUUGACAUUUCCCAAGCUUUCAGCGACUUCUCCGCGUGCUCCAGUGACAUAUCUGGAGAGCUCCAGCGCCUCGCGAGCCUCCCCGAUCCUGGCCCGGGCCAAAGACCUAUGCAGGAACCGGAGCCCGAACCCUGUUCCGGCUUUUUGCAGAGAGAGACGUUUUCCACAGAGAUUAUUGAAAGCAUUUCUCCUGAAGAUCUUCAGCCUACUGUAAAACUCUGCGUGGACGGGUUGCAAUCGUCCUCAGUUGCUAUUAAAAGAUCAGCAGCUGCUAAAUUGAGACUUUUGGCAAAAAAUCGGGCUGAUAAUCGCGCCUUAAUUGGAGAAUCCGGUGCAGUGCCUGCUUUGGUAUCGCUUCUCAGGUGCUCGGAUCCAAUGACUCAAGAACAUGCAGUCACAGCUUUACUCAAUCUGUCCCUCCUUGAAAGCAACAAAAGAGCGAUCACAGAUGCAGGUGCUGUAAAAUCCUUAAUUUAUGUGUUAAAAACAGGCACUGAAACCUCCAAACAGAACUCAGCAUGCGCUUUGCUAAGCUUUGCUCUGAUUGAAGAGUAUAAAUUGUCUAUUGGGGCCUGCGGUGCAAUACCUCCGUUAGUGGCACUGCUCAUAAACGGUACCAGUAGAGGAAAAAAGGAUGCACUAACAACUCUGUAUAAGUUAUGCUCAGUGAGGUUGAAUAAGGAGAGGACAGUGAAAGCGGGGGCUGUGAGGCCAUUGGUGGGGCUUGUGGGAGAACAGGGGACUGGAUUGUCGGAGAAGGCAAUGGUGGUUCUGAGUAGUUUGGCUGCUGUUGAGAUGGGACGGGAGGCAAUCACAGAGGAAGGUGGUAUUGCGGCACUGGUCGAGGCAAUCGAGGAUGGGAGCAAUAAGGGGAAGGAAUUUGCGGUUUUGACUCUGUUGCUGUUGUGUAGGGAAAGUGUUCGGAACAGGGGAUUGCUUGUUAGGGAGGGAGGCAUUCCACCACUUGUUGCCCUGUCACAGUCUGGUACAGCUAAAGCCAAGCAUAAGGCUGAAGCACUUCUUGGGUACCUGAGAGAACCUAGACAAGAAGCUUCUACUUCGAGUCCAUAAAGACUCACACAAAUUGUUCUGUGUAAUAUCGUACAGUAAACGCUUUGUGGUUGACUGUAUAUGGUAAGCGUUUUGAUGGGAUUUGUACAGAGUAGUCAAUUAUUUAGGAGUUUAUGAUAAAAAUUUGAAAAUGAUUAGAAGCUGACCUUCUAGCUGUAUUUUCAUCGACUGCGUUCUUUUUGGUUUGUAUAUCCCGUAUCCCCUUUAUUGACUGUAUUUGUCUCCGUGAAGGGUGUAGCUUGCUAGCAUUUGUUUUUCGUAGCUGACAAUUUGGGUUAUCGACCUUCGUAUUUGUGUUUUAUUUCAGUGAUCAAAUUCCAUGGAAGGUUUUAUCA